This is a messenger RNA of Lontra canadensis (Northern American river otter), 2954 nucleotides long. It is a transcript of the gene SMURF1, whose product is annotated as SMAD specific E3 ubiquitin protein ligase 1. The transcript is spliced from 19 exons. Gene Ontology annotation, molecular function: protein binding; ubiquitin protein ligase activity. Bases 242 to 2515 code for a protein of 757 amino acids. The record is from RefSeq and is a predicted model, not a curated record. Lineage: Eukaryota; Metazoa; Chordata; Mammalia; Carnivora; Mustelidae. Gene Ontology annotation, biological process: ubiquitin-dependent protein catabolic process; negative regulation of BMP signaling pathway.
CGGCUCGGGACUGGGCUCGGCUGGGAGCGGGAGAGGGUCGGGGGCGCCGGGUCGAGGGCCGAUUCCCCGGCUCGAUCAUCCUCCUGCCGCCCGGACGCCUGGGCCGCGGAGUUUGUGUCCCGGCUCGGACCCCGGCGCCCAGCCCGGAGCCGUAACCUUGAGGCGGCGGCGGCGGGGCCGGGCCGGGCCGGGCCGGGGGGCGGCGGCGCUGGAUCCGCGGCUGCCCGAUCGUUGGCGGGAGAUGUCGAACCCCGGGACGCGCAGGAACGGCUCCAGCAUCAAGAUCCGUCUGACAGUAUUAUGUGCCAAGAACCUUGCAAAGAAAGACUUCUUCAGACUUCCCGACCCCUUUGCAAAGAUUGUGGUGGACGGAUCUGGGCAGUGCCACUCAACGGACACUGUGAAAAACACGUUGGACCCCAAAUGGAACCAGCACUAUGAUCUGUAUGUCGGCAAAACGGAUUCCAUAACCAUCAGCGUGUGGAACCACAAGAAAAUCCACAAGAAGCAGGGGGCUGGCUUUCUGGGCUGUGUGCGGCUGCUCUCCAACGCCAUCAGCCGGUUAAAAGAUACCGGAUACCAGCGUUUGGAUCUAUGCAAACUAAACCCCUCAGAUACUGAUGCAGUUCGUGGCCAAAUAGUGGUCAGUUUACAGACACGAGACAGGAUAGGCACUGGAGGCUCCGUGGUGGACUGCAGGGGACUGUUAGAGAACGAAGGAACCGUGUAUGAAGACUCGGGGCCCGGGAGGCCACUCAGCUGCUUCAUGGAGGAGCCGGCCCCUUACACAGACAGCACCGCUGCUGCUGCGGGGGGAGGGGACUGCAGGUUCGUGGAGUCCCCAAGUCAAGAUCAGAGACUCCAGGCGCAGCGACUCCGAAAUCCCGAGGUCCGGGGGUCUCUCCAGACGCCUCAGAACCGACCCCACGGCCACCAGUCACCAGAACUGCCCGAAGGCUAUGAACAAAGAACAACGGUGCAGGGCCAAGUUUACUUUUUGCACACACAGACUGGAGUCAGCACGUGGCACGACCCCAGGAUACCAAGUCCCUUGGGGACCAUUCCUGGGGGAGAUGAAGCUUUUCUAUACGAAUUCCUUCUACAAGGCCAUACAUCUGAGCCCAGAGACCUUAACAGUGUGAAUUGUGAUGAACUUGGACCACUGCCACCAGGUUGGGAAGUCCGAAGUACGGUUUCGGGGAGAAUAUAUUUUGUAGAUCAUAAUAACCGAACAACCCAGUUUACAGACCCAAGAUUACAUCACAUCAUGAAUCACCAGUGCCAGCUAAAGGAGCCCAGCCAGCCGCUGCCGUUGCCUAGCGAGGGCUCUGUGGAAGACGAGGAGCUUCCCGCCCAGAGAUACGAAAGAGAUUUAGUCCAGAAGCUGAAGGUCCUCAGACACGAACUUUCACUGCAGCAACCCCAGGCAGGUCACUGCCGCAUCGAAGUAUCCAGAGAAGAAAUAUUUGAGGAGUCUUACCGUCAGAUCAUGAAGAUGCGGCCAAAGGAUCUGAAGAAGCGGCUGAUGGUGAAAUUCCGGGGAGAGGAAGGUCUGGAUUAUGGCGGAGUGGCGAGGGAGUGGCUUUACUUACUGUGCCAUGAAAUGUUGAAUCCGUAUUACGGACUCUUCCAGUAUUCUACGGACAACAUUUACAUGUUGCAAAUCAACCCAGAUUCCUCAAUCAACCCUGACCAUCUAUCUUACUUCCAUUUUGUGGGCCGGAUCAUGGGUCUCGCUGUGUUCCACGGACACUACAUCAACGGGGGCUUCACGGUUCCCUUCUAUAAGCAGCUCCUGGGGAAGCCCAUCCAGCUCUCGGAUUUGGAGUCGGUGGAUCCAGAAUUACAUAAGAGCUUAGUGUGGAUUCUAGAGAACGAUAUCACCCCUGUGCUGGACCAUACCUUCUGCGUGGAGCACAAUGCCUUCGGGAGGAUUCUCCAGCAUGAACUGAAGCCCAACGGCCGAAACGUUCCUGUCACAGAGGAGAACAAGAAAGAAUAUGUCCGGUUGUACGUAAAUUGGAGAUUCAUGAGGGGGAUCGAAGCCCAGUUCUUAGCUCUUCAGAAAGGUUUUAAUGAACUCAUUCCUCAACACUUACUAAAGCCUUUUGACCAGAAGGAAUUGGAGCUGAUCAUCGGCGGCCUGGAUAAGAUCGACGUGAGCGACUGGAAGUCCAACACGCGGCUGAAGCACUGCGGGGCCGACAGCAACAUCGUCCGGUGGUUCUGGCAGGCGGUGGAGACCUUCGACGAGGAGAGGAGGGCCAGGCUCCUGCAGUUCGUGACGGGGUCCACCCGGGUCCCUCUCCAAGGCUUCAAGGCUUUGCAAGGCUCUACAGGCGCGGCAGGGCCCCGGCUCUUCACCAUCCACCUCAUCGACGCCAACACAGACAACCUCCCGAAGGCCCAUACCUGCUUUAAUCGGAUUGACAUUCCACCGUAUGAGUCCUAUGAGAAGCUCUAUGAGAAGCUGCUGACGGCCGUGGAGGAGACAUGCGGCUUUGCUGUGGAGUGAAGACCAGCCAAAGGCACCAGGUUCUAGCUCAUGACCACCAGACCCAAAGCAAGCUUUCUGUGUGCCUCCUGCAGGGCUGGCUGAGGCCCAGGAACCCUAGAUCACCGGAGGCAAAGAGUUGUCUCCCCUCCUUUUCACUGAGGGAGCGAGGGGGGUGGGGGGGACUUUGGCCGGUGGCUCCCACCCAUACUUUCCUCCUUUCUGACAGUACUCCCACCCCCUUCCAUCACCCAUCCAAUAAAUGCAGCCAGGGUUAGCACUGGGCUUCGGUCACACAGGCUAUUCCGCGAUGACUGGAACCCAUACGGUGAUGGGCUCACUGCCCUGUGGUCCCUAGAGGAAGACCGACCCACACGUUCUGCAGCCGAGCCUGGCUUACUGAGGGUUCGUACCUGGUGGCUCCACCAGCUAUUCUGUGUCAAAACGAUCCCAAGGCCCC